CCGCCCCCUGUCGCUUCUUCCCACCCACCAUGGACGAUCUGCUGCACACACAGCACAGGAAGACGCAGCCCCUGAGGAAGUCGAUCGGGAAACAUCCUCUCCCAACCGACUCACCCACCUACGACGCAUCCGAAGAGGACAAUGACCCGCUCACAGACGACGGCGGAUCGGCCAAGUCUGCACCCGUCUCGGCACGCUCCAACCGUCCCACUCCCCUCCAUAGCAAGUCUGGCGCCGCAAGAGCUGGCGGCCGGCACCAGCUCGCGUCCAGCAUGCUCUCCGACGACGGCAUCGAUUCACAGACAUACGACGGCGAUGUCGAAUCAUCCAUCACCGCAAGGGCAGGCCAUCACGGGCAUCCUGGCCUCCGCCAUUCGUCGUCGACGUCGACGCUGACAUCACAGAUCGACGACAGCAGGGUGCACUCAGCUGUACCCCAGCUAUCGAUACAAGAGCCAGCCCCCUUCAAUACUGCCUCACUCACACCUCACGACAUCCAAUCGUUCGUCAGGAGAGCCAUCGAGGGCGAGCCCGGACGACUCUAUCGCAUCAACCCACCACCAACAGACAGACCAGUUCGCAUCUACGCAGACGGCGUUUAUGAUCUAUUUCACUUCGGCCACGCCUUACAGCUCAGACAAGCAAAGCUCUCAUUUCCAAACGUGUACCUGCUCGUCGGCGUUAGCAGCGACGAAGAUGUCCGACACCACAAAUGUCGCAGCGUCAUGAGCUACACCGAACGAUGCGAGGCUGUUCGUCACUGCCGAUGGGUAGACGAAGUUGUCGCUGACGCACCGUGGAUACUUGAUCCCGCAUUUCUCGAGAAGUGGAAAAUCGAUUAUGUCGCACACGACGAGCAGCCCUACGGCGCAGAAGGCCACGACGACGUGUAUGCAUUCGUAAAGCAGCAAGGAAAAUUCCUCCCUACCCGCCGCACACCUGGCGUCUCGACGUCCGAUCUGCUAGCACGCAUCGUGUCUGGAUAUCGGAACCGAGAUUUUGACGAGAAACUCGAAAAGAUGGGCCAUUCGGAACUGAAAGCCGAGGGAUGCGACUUUGAAUGCAACAGUCAGUCCGAGUAACUGAAACGAUCUAUCUGCGAAGAGCAUAAGCUAGAUACAUAGUACACAAUAGACUUGGUAACGCUUCGCUGUCGCU
Messenger RNA from Pisolithus orientalis, 1158 nucleotides. RefSeq lists its product as uncharacterized. Lineage: Eukaryota; Fungi; Basidiomycota; Agaricomycetes; Boletales; Pisolithaceae. Gene Ontology annotation, cellular component: nuclear envelope. Gene Ontology annotation, biological process: CDP-choline pathway. The record is from RefSeq and is a predicted model, not a curated record. Gene Ontology annotation, molecular function: choline-phosphate cytidylyltransferase activity; phosphatidylcholine binding. The coding region runs from base 30 to 1082 and encodes 350 amino acids. The transcript is spliced from 6 exons.